GCUGUUGAAAGAAGUUCCAUCUCCCAUAAAAUAUUUAAUUUUCAAGUUCUUAUUCUGUGCAGAUUUUCAAGGGGCAUCAUCAAUACAUCAUACUUUAUUCGUGUUAUUAAGCUGAGUGCAAUAUUGUAAACAAUCAAACAGUAUUGUCGCAUGGAUGCAAGCGCGCAUUAAUAAAGCAUCAAUUGUGACGCAACAAUUGAAUAUUGUAAUGUUGAAAGUGCGUUGACCUUGCAAUGAGAAGUGAUUUGUUGCUCUAAAGUUAGUCUUGGAUCAAGACUCGAGUGCAUCAUAAAUAUUACAUAAAUCUGUUUGAGCAGCUCCCACUACACAACUAGCAUGGCUGAUGCUCAAGCAGAAGGUGGAGUUCCAGCUGUGGAGCCAACUGUGGAGACUGAAAACUCAAACCAGAUCCAAGAUCAGGUCCAGGUGCCUUCUCAAGAGGAGUUACUAGCCCAUGUCAGAGCUCAACCUGGAACAGCACUGGUGAAAGCAAGGUACAUUGACCUCACACGACACAGCAAAAGAAAUUACCAGGAUAGCACCACCAAAGCGAGCCAGGAGCAGCGCAACGAACCCGAGGGCCAGCAGCAUGAAACCAAGAAGCAGAAAGGGAAAGGCCAGAAUAAGAAACGUUACAGGGAAAAAACAGUUCCGUCUGAAGAGCGUCCUUGUUUGGACUUCUUGAGGGGCGCCGGUUGCAGAUUCGGUGACAAGUGCAAGUUCAGCCACGAUAUCCAAAAGCUGAUGGCGGGUAAAGCCCCAGAUAUCAAUCCGCGAUGUAUCAAUUUUGACAAAUUUGGCAGCUGUCCUUAUGGCAUGCUCUGCCGCUUUGGAGGUGCCCACAUAGACGAUAACCUGAAGAACAUCGUCGAUGAGGAGAAGGUCAAGGAAACGGGAGGCAAAUGCGUCGUCAGGAAUCUCCUGAGCAAAGACUUGCAGAUACAGUUGAGGAAGCGGAACGUCCAUUUUAAGAAGUCCGAUCAGUACAUGAGGACUUUGGAUACUAGGAAAAAGGAGUCUAACUCUAAGAGACCCGAAGGACCAGGUUGCAAAGACCAUAAUGAAAGUCCUACUGUUGUCAUGCCGACUAGUGGUGAUGCUCACAACCAUGCAGGGACUGUGACGGAUGCUGAUGUUAUCAAGCUACGGCCAGAGGAGAAGAAGAAGCUUGAUGUGAAGGACAAACUCCUGCUUGCACCACUGACAACCGUUGGUAAUCUUCCGUUCCGUGCCGUGUGUAAGAAGCUAGGUGCGGACAUCACAUGCGGCGAGAUGGCCAUGUGCACUAACUUACUCCAGGGACAGUCGUCUGAAUGGGCGCUGCUGAGGAGACAUCCUUCGGAAGACAUCUUUGGUGUCCAGCUAUGUGGUGGUUUUCCAGACACGAUGACUAGGUGUGCAGAGCUGCUCAAUGAUAGAUUAGAUAUUGAUUUUAUUGAUAUCAAUGUCGGCUGCCCAAUUGACCUGGUUUAUCACAAGGGAGCUGGAUCUGGUUUGAUGAAUAGAAUGGGAAAGUUUCAGGAGAUUGUGAGAGGAAUGAGCUCGGUUCUUGAUAUUCCGCUGACAGUGAAGAUGAGAACCGGUGUCCAUAACGACAAUCCCGUCGCACAUAAGAUUGUCCGUCGUAUCUACGACUGGGGAGCAUCUGUUGUCACGGUUCAUGGUCGUACCAGGGAGCAGCGGUAUUCCAAGCUAGCUGAUUGGGAUUAUCUGAAAGACUGUGUUCAGGCUGCUGAUCCGCAUCCAUUCAUUGGAAAUGGAGACAUUCUUUCCUAUGAAGAUUCAAACUUCUUCCGUGAGCAGAGUGGAGCCACCGGUCAGAUGAUUGCCCGGGGCGCUCUCAUCAAACCUUGGAUCUUCACUGAAAUCAAAGAACAAAGACAUUGGGACAUCUCUUCUAGUGAGCGUUUUGAUAUUCUCCAGGAUUACAUCAACCUAGGACUGUUGCAUUGGGGCUCAGACAGUGAGGGAGUACGGAAGACGAGAAGAUUCCUUCUUGAGUGGCUGUCUUUCCUCCAUCGUUACAUCCCGGUUGGACUCCUGGAGACGCUGCCUCAGAAGAUCAACGAAAGGCCUCCGUACUAUGUGGGUCGGGACGAUCUGGAGACACUGAUGGCUAGUGCCAAUUGUGCUGACUGGGUCAAAAUCAGUGAAAUGUUUCUUGGCCCUGUACCCGAUGACUUCCAAUUCCUAGCGAAGCACAAAGCCAGCUCCUACAAGUGAAACUGACACGGCUCAGCAACA
Molecule: messenger RNA, 2244 nt
Organism: Strongylocentrotus purpuratus (purple sea urchin)
Lineage: Eukaryota; Metazoa; Echinodermata; Echinoidea; Camarodonta; Strongylocentrotidae
Product: tRNA-dihydrouridine(47) synthase [NAD(P)(+)]-like
Exons: 12
Coding region: 337-2223 (628 amino acids)
Biological process (GO): tRNA processing
Molecular function (GO): metal ion binding; tRNA dihydrouridine synthase activity; RNA binding
Source: RefSeq, a predicted model, not a curated record